Periconia digitata is the source of this 652-nucleotide messenger RNA. The record is from the annotation of a GenBank genome assembly. Lineage: Eukaryota; Fungi; Ascomycota; Dothideomycetes; Pleosporales; Periconiaceae.
GACAUCGAUACCCCUUUCUCCUCGUGCUUCCUCGUCCUGCUUCUCCAUGUCCCAUUUCUCAGCUGAACAUUCUAGCGAGACAAAGGAGAACAACAUCUCCACUUGUUUUGUUCCAGCCAGACUGGUCCACACGGAACAGAAAGUACGGACGAAGAGAUGGAUCAUCAAAACAGGAGGUCGAGACUCAGUCAUUCUCGUAAUUCCGGAGUAAACAUUUUUCCAAAUAUGCAAAAUCAGGCGGGAGCUUGAGUCCCACAUUCACACAUUUAAUGAAUUGUAGCGACAUUAUUUUUUCCCUGCAGAAUUCAUUUUCGCGAUAACCACGGAACGUGUGUGUUCUGCCUGGAGCUCGAAGGCACUCUUACCGUGAUUCAACAAUAUCAAGUGUUUGUGGCGCAUGGAAAAUGCGAUGAUCAUAUAAUAGACCCAGUGGCUACAGCAGUAUCAGAUAAUCAUCACCCUGUAAACCCCCUAAUAGCUCGGUCCAUCAUCCGUCCGCUACCCCUCAGCCAUUCCCCCAAAGCUCGCAGCUAAAUCGUAUCUCCUACCUCCGCUACCACCAUCACAUAAUCACGCUUCAGACACAUUCACGCGACCCAUUAAUGCUGAAAACGUCAUAAUUCAUACGACCACCCUAUGGAAAUCCUUUUAU